CGAGUAAUAACGGUGUCGUCCAAUACACAUAAAUUAGCGACAAUUAACUUUGAAAACAUAAACCUAAGGAACGGUGUCUAUAAUGGUUUGACGGCAUACACUCAGAGCAAACUGUCCAAUGUACUAUUCACACGAGAACUGGCCCGAAGGUUGGGUCCCAACAGCACUGUCAACACAUAUGUCUUACACCCGGGAACUAUCAAAACUGAAGUGUCCCGUAAUAUGGAGAGUGGGAAAGCCGUGUACGAUAUGUUCACCACUUUAUUCUACUUAAGACCAGACAUGGGAUGUCAGACAACGCUGUAUUGCGCUCUCGAGGAAAGUCUCGACAAUGAAUCCGGAUUUUUCUAUAAUAACUGCCGGCGCGACGAGUUGUGGGACAACGGAAAGGAUGAUAAAAGCGCUAAACUGUUGUGGGAUUUGAGCGCAGAUUUAGUGAAACUAGAAAAUCAUCUCAGGAUUGCUGAUCGCAAA
Molecule: messenger RNA, 474 nt
Organism: Oppiella nova
Lineage: Eukaryota; Metazoa; Arthropoda; Arachnida; Sarcoptiformes; Oppiidae
Source: the annotation of a GenBank genome assembly